Molecule: messenger RNA, 1221 nt
Organism: Heterostelium album PN500
Lineage: Eukaryota; Evosea; Eumycetozoa; Acytosteliales; Acytosteliaceae
Product: FAD-dependent oxidoreductase
Exons: 4
Coding region: 1-1221 (406 amino acids)
Molecular function (GO): FAD binding
Source: RefSeq, a predicted model, not a curated record
AUGUUUAGUGAUAAAUUAAUUAAAAAUAAACGAAUUGCUGUGAUUGGUGCAGGGCCAUCAGGUCUUUCGUUGGCUUGUUUAUUACAAAAGAGAGGUGCUACUGAUGUAAAGGUUUAUGAAAGAGAUAUAAAUAGAUUUACUAGAAUUCAAGGCGGUAGUUUGGAUAUUCACCAGGACUCUGGUCAGUUGAUCAUUAAGGCAUCGGGCUUGCUAGAUCAGUUUCAAAACAAGAAGAUUCGUACAGGUGGUAGUUCUCAUUCAAUCUUGGACAAGGAUGCCAAGCUCCAUUAUAUGGUACCCGAGUUUAAAUUAUUGAAUAGUAGACCUGAAAUUGAUAGAGGAGAUUUAAGAGAUCUGUUUCUAGAUGCUUUGGAAGAGGAUACAGUACUAUGGAAUCAUCAUUUAAUAGGCGUAGAAAUCGACAACAACUUUUUAAAUAAUAAUUCGGUUACUUUGAAGUUUCAAGAUGGAACAGUGGAUCAUGUUGAUAUACUGAUUGGCGGUGACGGUUACAAUAGUAAAGUUAGAAACCUUCUAUUACCACCAGACAAAGUUCAAGGUGUUUACAAAGGUAUCCUUUUGAUUCAAUCAGAAAUUGAGAAUCCAUCUGAAAGGUGUCCACAAAUAGAUUCAUGGGUGGCCAAUGGCAGUAUGUUUGCUUUGGGUGAUGGAAAGCUAUUGGGUGCCCAACAAAAGUCAUCUGGGAAUCUGGUUGUCUUUUUCUCGACGAAAAAGAAUGAAGAUUUUGUAAAUCAAUCCAAUCUUCUAUCUAACAACAACGAUCUAAUUAGAGAAUUUCUAUUUAAAGAAUUCAACGGUUGGAAUCAAGUGUUUAUUGAUUUAAUUAUUGAAGCCACAACAUCAGUUCCUAUUACAGCUAGAUUAUUAUAUGGAAAUAUUUGUGAGAAAUGGGAGACCAACCCAAGAGUCACUCUGAUAGGUGACAGCGCACAUACCAUUCUACCAUUCACAGGAGAAGGAGCUAAUAUUGCAAUGUUAGAUAGUCUUGACCUUGUCAAUGAAUUAACUGAUCCAAAUAAUAAUUCAACAUUGAACAAUUUUAUUUGUUUCUACUUUUAUGUCUCUAUAAACCAACCAAACCAAACAAUCACUCAAUAUGACACCUCUUUCUUAUUGAUUGUCUCAAAUCAUCCAACACAACCCACAGCAGUCCUGAUUUACCAACAAAUAGGUGGUAGUCCUUCUACUUCUUCUAAUUAA